Molecule: messenger RNA, 564 nt
Organism: Verticillium alfalfae VaMs.102
Lineage: Eukaryota; Fungi; Ascomycota; Sordariomycetes; Glomerellales; Plectosphaerellaceae
Product: ribosome biogenesis protein RLP24
Exons: 3
Coding region: 1-564 (187 amino acids)
Biological process (GO): ribosomal large subunit biogenesis
Cellular component (GO): nucleolus
Source: RefSeq, a predicted model, not a curated record
AUGAGGAAGUGCCACAAGGCCUUCAAGAUGAAGCGCAACCCCCGCAAGGUCCGCUGGACCAAGUCGUUCCGCAAGGCCGCCGGCAAGGAGAUGACUGUCGACUCGACCCUCCAGUUCGCAGCCCGCCGCAACGUCCCCGUCCGGUACGAUCGCGAUCUCGUGCAGAAGACGCUCAAGGCCAUGGAGCGUGUCUCGGAGAUCCGCUCGCGCCGCGAGCGGGUCUUCUACAAGAAGCGCAUGGCUGGCAACCGCCAGCGGCAAGCUCGACGCUGCGCGCGCUCGUCGCGAGAACCAGCACCUGCUGCCCGCAUGCGUGGCUCCGAGAAGAAGGCCCUCGCCGAGCAGGGUGCCACCGAGGAGGAGAUUGCUGAGCUCGAGAGGGAGCAGGCCUUGUCUGGCAAGAAGAAGAGCAAGGUCUUCGGCCAGGAGAAGAUCCGACAGAGGGUCACUGUCGAUGGCGACAUUGUCGAGGAGCGCGAGGGCGGCAUGCAGUUCGACGACGACGACGAGUCAUUCGACGAAGAGGACGGCGAGGAGGACGACGAGGAGAUGGAUGUCGACUGA